Messenger RNA from Blepharisma stoltei, 1407 nucleotides. Lineage: Eukaryota; Ciliophora; Heterotrichea; Heterotrichida; Blepharismidae. The record is from the annotation of a GenBank genome assembly.
AUGGAACCGAGUGUAUCUGUUAAAAUUCCAGCGGAAGGAAUAAUAAAUCUGACACCUAUAGAAAGGCAGCUAUUUGACGAACUCCUAAGAGUAGUCGAAGUCACCCACUGUAACACUGUCCUAAGAGUUGCAGGAGGCUGGGUAAGAGACAAGAUCUUAGGCUUGCAUAGUGACGAUAUCGACAUUGCUCUUGACAACAUGAUGGGAGAAGACUUCGCAAAUCUAAUCAAACAGCAUAUUCACCAGUCUUCAUCUAUUGGAAAAAUCAAAGCAAACUCAGAAGCCAGCAAACACCUGGAAACAGCUUGUGUAAGAAUUAUGGGGCUUGAGCUCGAUAUCGUAAAUUUAAGAUCAGAAGAUUACACUGAAGUAUCAAGGAUACCGAGCAUAAGAAUAGGCACCCCAGAAGAGGACGCGUUUAGACGUGAUUUGACGAUAAACUCGAUGUUUUAUAACCUGCAUGAAAAUGUGAUUGAAGAUUAUACUAGGAGAGGAAUGCAAGAUCUUCAAAAUAAAAUUGCGAGGACCCCGCUGCCACAUUUUCAGACUUUUCUGGAUGACCCUUUGAGGAUAUUAAGAACAGUUAGGUUUGCAGCUAGAUUUAACUUAGAAAUUGAUCCAGAAAUCGAGCAAUCGGUAAGAGACGAUUCAAUUAUUACAGCACUGAAUACUAAAGUCAGCAGAGAAAGAAUUUCAAAAGAAUACACAUUGAUGGUAAGAGGAAAAAACCCUCAUUUAGCAUUAGAAAUUCUUCAUAGCUACAACUUACUGCCAAUUAUUUUUAAAGUCCCUUCUCCUUUUGAAAGCCAGCAUGAAGCAGGAUAUGAGCUAGCAAGAACACUUAAACAAGAUCAAGACGAUUUAAACUAUUAUUCAUAUACGACAGCUAUGCUAACUCCAUAUAAAAACGCUAAUCACUACAAAGUUGAAAGGAAAAAAGGCCAUUUUAUCCCUUUAUAUGAGUAUGUAUUGCUGGAGUCAUUAAAAUUUUCGAACGCAGACACAAAAAUUAUAUGCAAUGUUUUAGCGUGGAUUGAUAGAACAUUGGAAAUUCUUGAGAAUUUUGAUGUAAUUGAGGCAGCUUAUAUGAUUAAAGAGAAUAAAGAGUUCUGCACAAUGGUAAUUGAGAUUGCUGCACAUAUUAAAGCAAAGAGUAUAGAUCAAGAUUUAGUAGUGGAGGCUGUAGAGAAGGUGCAUAAGCAGAUUCAUGAUAAUAGACUUGGGGAAUUUUGGAAAGAAAAACCUUUAUUGACUGGAGCGGAUGCAAAGAAAUAUUUUAGGGUAAAUGGAGUGGAAAUUGGAAAACUGUUGGAGGAUGUAUUGAAGUGGCAAAUUUUGAACAGAAAUGGAUCAAAAGAGGAAGUUAUUGAGGUUUUAAAGCUCAGUUAUGAGUUUAUUUCAGAUUAA